Molecule: messenger RNA, 1831 nt
Organism: Stegastes partitus (bicolor damselfish)
Lineage: Eukaryota; Metazoa; Chordata; Actinopteri; Pomacentridae
Exons: 4
Coding region: 33-653 (206 amino acids)
Biological process (GO): adaptive immune response
Cellular component (GO): membrane
Molecular function (GO): signaling receptor activity
Source: RefSeq, a predicted model, not a curated record
CCAGACUGAACCUUGUGUGACUCGCUGCAGUCAUGUGUGCUGCCUGGCUGAAGCUGGUGGUGCUGUGUGUUGGGUGCACGGCUCGGAGCGCUGCAGAGAACAGAGGGGUGAUUUGGAGGGACCUCGGAGAAGAUGUGACCAUCCAGUGCAGCGGUUCUGUGGACCAGCAGUUCUUCAGCCUGACCAUGGGCCUCAAUGAAGACACCAACGUUUUCUUCAUGGAGAAGAACUCCGGAAAAACCACUAUUGCUAAUGGAUAUGCAGGCAGACUCCAGUCAAACGGAGGUUUUUACAAGAUGGAUAUUCUCAUCAAAAACCUGACUCUGAACGACACCGGACCGUACUGGUGCGUGUACAAGAUGUUUGACCCGAAGAGCAGCAAAUCCAAAUCCACGAAAGGCCAAGGCUCCGUGCUGCUGGUGGUGACAGGUGACAGGCAUGCAGACACUGACCCAGUACAGGGCUGCGAUGGGUCUCAUCAGGACCUGGUUCUGGUGUCGGUCGUGAUCUCUGCCGCGGUGCUGCUCUGCGUCCUCAUGGCCUUCCUCAUCCUGAUCAUCCUCAAGACCAGGUCGCUGCGCGCCUCCGGGACGCCGAGGCGCCUCCCCACCAACGACGUCUACGAGGACAUGCGUGGAACGUUCAGACGCUGAAGGUGUGAGGAGCAGGAAUCUGUGAGCUCUGCACCAGCGACACACCGGCGGUGCAUGUGAAGCAAUGCAGCAGCUCGGCCAGUUUCCUCUGACAUGCUCAGAAAUCUGCUCUGGCCUUUCUGGUCCUCACAGUGAAGGACAGUCGGAACCAGAUUCUCACAUUUGGAGCAGCGUGACGGUCCACAGCGACUCCAUCUGAAAGCAGCAAAGCACAAAUAUUACAGUCUGUCUUGUCCUUUAGUGGCAAAAUCUCAUCGUGGGUUAUACCGUCAUGUAUCUUCUGUAUAUUCUGAUUUAUUUCAUUUUUAAUGCAUUUAAUUUUGUACUUCUUUUGUACUUUUUGUAAGUUUCUAACAUGAUUUCAAAGCUGGAGGUUAUGAAACCGUGUGAAAGGCCUCCCACACAGCCCUCAGAGGAGGACGACUCCUUCUCAGCCUCCUUCGGCUUCUUUCUUUCUUUCUUUCUUUCGUUCUUUCUUUCUUUCGUUCUUUCUUUCAUUCUUUCUUUCCCCUCUUUAGACUCUUUAGACUCUUUAGACUCAGACUUUCUUUGUUGUCAUUGCACAAAAACACAGUUGUGAAUCUGGCACCGAAAUGUCGUUGCUGAGCUCCUGGAGUACACAGAACCAGAGCUUGUGAGGCAGUGACUUGUUAAUAAAUACUGUAAGCAUAUAAAUCUACCUAGAUAAGAAGAACUAGUGCAAUGGAAAAAGAGCUAAAUAUAAACAGUCUAAAAAACCGUAUACAAAUUAAAGUACAUGGUCAAAAAGUAUGAGGAGCAGAAAUAUAAACUUCUGGUCUCUUUUCAGUCAUUUUGAAUCUCCUGUGGCGUCCGAUGUCUCCUGUGGUCAGUGUGCGUUUCUUUAUGGCUGUUUUGUGUCGCAUAUUGGUUGGUUUACGUCUCUUUGUCGCCCUGUAGUCUCUUUAACGUCUCUUCAUUCACGUGUCUUUUGCAUCUUUCUGGGAUGUACGCAUAGUUCUGGAGUAGCACCAGGGAAUCUCUGAUCAGUCGUCUCUCCAUGUAUACAGGAUUUCAUGUAGAAGUCAUGUCGCUGUAAGACACCGGACCAGGUGUUGUAUUGAUCAUAUCAGCUGGAAUCUGUAUGAAUGAAACAAUACAUUUGUGGGAUUUGUAGCCUUUGUCCAAAUAAAUGAACUUUUUUUUAAGGUGUGGUAAAA